CUGGUGGACCUGGAGGUGGGGGCUGAGCUGUGUAAGCUGCAGGUGUGUGCCGUUCAUCUCCCGUUGCCAACCUCCGACCUACUUUUGUGUCUUAACAUUUAUUCUUCAGCUGUUCAAGCAGAGAUAACGAGCAGUCUAGUCCAGGCCUUCUUAAACUUUUUCCACUUGCAACCCCUUCAGUGCUUCUGAAAUUGUGGGUUGCAACCCACAGUUUAAGAAGUGCUGUAGGAGACUACAAACUCCAUGAAGGUCUUCAGUCUGUUGAGCCUUUAUGAAUAAAAAGUUCACAGCAUAAAAUUAUUUCUAAUUCUAUAUGUAGUUCAAGUACAAUGAUGCUAUAGACAGCAGCAAACCGGGGAAGAAAAAAGGAUUUACUACUGAAGGAUGAAUAGUGAAGAAGAAUUCUUUGAUGCCGUUACAGUUUCUUCAUGGAGAAAUCACUUAUGAUGGAGAAUGGUUGCAGAGCAAUGCCUGAAUGUAAUGGCUUUGAUUCUGACAAUUCUUCUGGGGAGUUUUCAGAGGCAAAUCAGAAAGUCACAGGAAUGAUUGACUUGGACACUAGCAAAAGUAAUAGGACUGAAAAAAAUGGAGAGAGGCCUCCACAAGAGAAUGGAAUCAAGAAACACAGGACAUCUUUACCUGCCCCAAUGUUUACUAGAAGUGAUUUCAGCGUGUGGAGUAUAUUAAAAAAAUGCAUUGGCUUGGAAUUGUCAAAAAUCACAAUGCCUAUUGCCUUCAAUGAGCCAUUGAGUUUCCUCCAGCGAAUAACUGAAUACAUGGAACAUAUAUACCUCAUUCAUAAAGCUUCUUCUCAAGCAGAACCCUUGGAAAGAAUGAAGGCUGUAGCUGCUUUUGCAGUUUCGGCUGUGGCUUCUCAAUGGGAGAGGACUGGUAAACCAUUUAAUCCACUACUGGGGGAAACAUAUGAAUUAAUCAGGGAUGAUUUAGGAUUCAGAUUUAUAUCUGAACAAGUCAGUCACCAUCCUCCGAUUAGUGCAUUUUAUUCAGAAGGUCUCAAUGAGGACUUUAUCUUUCAUGGCUCAAUCUACCCCAAAUUGAAGUUCUGGGGGAAAAGUGUAGAAGCAGAGCCCCGAGGAACAAUUACACUGGAGCUUCUCAAACAUAAUGAAGCCUACACGUGGAUGAAUCCUACCUGCUGCGUACAUAAUAUAAUUAUUGGCAAAUUGUGGAUAGAACAGUAUGGAACAGUUGAAAUUUUAAAUCACAGAACUGGAGAUAAGUGUGUACUUAAUUUUAAACCAUGUGGGCUGUUUGGCAAAGAACUUCAUAAAAUAGAAGGAUAUGUUCAGGACAAAAGCAAAAAGAAGCUCUUUAUGAUAUAUGGCAAGUGGACGGAAUGUUUGUGGGGCAUAGAUCCUGUUUCCUAUGAGUCCUACAGAAAGCAUGAAAGGAAAGGUGACCACCAGAAAAAAGCAAAACCGGAGGAUGAGACUGAAAAAUCUGAGAGUGAUGUGGCUGAUGAUGUGCCUGAGAUCCAAGAUACAGUGCAAGUCAUACCUGGCAGUGAGCUCCUCUGGAGAAUAAACACAAGGCCUCCAAAUUCUUCUCAGAUGUAUAAUUUUACCAGUUUUACUGUGAGCCUCAAUGAACUAGAAAAGGGCAUGGAAAAGAUUUUAGCUCCUACAGAUUGCCGCCUUCGUCCAGAUAUCAGAGGCAUGGAAAAUGGUAACAUGGGUGGUUUUAUCAAGGCAUCAAUCCAUAUACUGGGACUUCUGACUGGCUAUAUUCGGGUGGAUACUUUGACAGAAAUUUCUCAGACUGCCCAGAUAUAUACUGAACCAUUGGAACAGAUUCUUCAGGACAUGGGGACAUGGAGAAGUCACACCCCAAUUCAAGCCAGCUCCUCUGGUUUUGUUAAUAGCAGAAACCAGCUUUUAUAACAGCAAUUUUAAUGGAAAUAGCAUCAUUCACUGAUCAAGGAUUUAAUUCUGAUUAAUUUUUUGAUUGCCAAAAAUUUAAUUGCUAUUGUGUUCUCUUCAUAAAGCUGCACUUGAAUCAUCAAGUUUUCACUAAGUUUUAAAAAGGAAAAUUCUUUGUGAUUCCCUUUUAUGUGACAGAAGUUGACUGUGGCUGGUUUAGUUUACAAGCACCCUCUUAACUCUGUAACAGCAUUUAAAGAAGUAACAGGAAGACAUUGGUGUUUCUACCUGUAGUGAAGCAAAAAAGGGUUUCUUCAAGUAUUCUGAAGUUGAACCAGUGACAAUAAAUAAAUAUGAGAGGGGAAGAGAUGGCUGUUGGAAACUAUCCCCAGAGGUAUGAAGGACUGAAGUAAAGAACUCUUCAUAAAAUGAUGGUGAUCCAGAGGUGAAUAUAUACCAAACACAGAAUGUCAGACUGAAUUGAAUAAAAAGCUGCCAAACUA
Vombatus ursinus (common wombat) is the source of this 2383-nucleotide messenger RNA. RefSeq names its product oxysterol binding protein like 2 (gene OSBPL2). The record is from RefSeq and is a predicted model, not a curated record. Lineage: Eukaryota; Metazoa; Chordata; Mammalia; Diprotodontia; Vombatidae. Gene Ontology annotation, cellular component: membrane; intracellular membrane-bounded organelle; cytosol. The transcript has 15 exons. Gene Ontology annotation, molecular function: cholesterol binding. The coding region runs from base 429 to 1901 and encodes 490 amino acids.